AUGCAAACUAAUAGCGUAAAAUCAUGGAAAGAAGGGUUGAGAUUUGUGCAGUUAAUGAAGAAUAAAGCGCUUCAUUCUGGUAUUCAAAGGUCACCGUACGAGGCAAUGUUUGGAACAGAUAUGAGAGUUGGUUUGACUACACAUUUUCCUAGCGAAUCCGUUGAUAAAAUCAAUUCUGAAGAUGAUCUAGAAAUAUUUUUAAACAAUAUCAAUGUAGAAGAAGAUGUGAAUGCAAAAAAUAAUAUUCAAGUGGUGAAUGAAGCAUCAAAGGACGAAGGGUUGUGUGACUUAAUAUCUAUAAGACAGGUAUGA
Molecule: messenger RNA, 312 nt
Organism: Acyrthosiphon pisum (pea aphid)
Lineage: Eukaryota; Metazoa; Arthropoda; Insecta; Hemiptera; Aphididae
Product: KRAB-A domain-containing protein 2-like
Exons: 2
Coding region: 1-312 (103 amino acids)
Molecular function (GO): nucleic acid binding
Source: RefSeq, a predicted model, not a curated record